AUGACUCACGAAAUUUUCAACUAUACCUUAGAUCAACUCGUUGAAUUAGAAAAAGGUACCACAUUCACCGAAUUCAGUCCAGAAAUUGCUUGGAAAUUAGGAUCUUUCGCUCGUGAAUAUGCCCUAGAAAAAUUCCCUCACAGAGCAGUUGUAAUUGAUAUCACCUUAAGUACUGGUCAUUGCUUAUUCCGUACUGCAACUCUCCCAGGUACUUCUGUUGAUAAUGAUAAUUGGGUUCAAAGAAAAGUUAAGUCAGUUUUCAGAUUUGGAAAAUCAAGUUUCUUUAUGGGACAAGAUUUAAGACUUAGGGGGGAAACUUUGGAAAGUUUUUUCUUUGUUUCUCCUAAAGAAUUCUCGGUUCAUGGUGGUAGUAUUCCGAUUAGAGUUAAUGCUCAUGAUGCUGUUAUUGGUGCUUUGACUAUUAGUGGAUUAACUGAAGAAGAAGAUUAUUUAUUGGCUGUUGAAAUCGUUAAGAAAUUCUUGGCUGAUUAUGCACAUGAAACAUUAGACUACUACAUUAAACAUCCCAAUCUGUUAAGUAUCUUAUUUGAGGAAUUACAAACUGGGAUCCAAAGACCAGAAGUUGACACAUAUGCAGAUGACUACGUCGUCCUUUCAAUUCUAAUCAUCUUAUUAGAUUCUCAAGAUUGGAUAAACAUCACAAACAAAUCUACAUCCAAUAAGAAUUUGAUUAUGGAACAUGUGAACAAACAUCAGCGAACGAGAAUGGGAAAAAAUUGUAUAAGAAUAAGAGAUAUAUUACCGGGUUAUCGAUUCAAGAAAUUGCCAUUCGGUGUUUAG
Messenger RNA from Hemisphaericaspora subhashii, 801 nucleotides. RefSeq lists its product as uncharacterized. Bases 1 to 801 code for a protein of 266 amino acids. The transcript is spliced from 2 exons. The record is from RefSeq and is a predicted model, not a curated record. Gene Ontology annotation, cellular component: TRC complex. NCBI's taxonomy places the organism in Eukaryota, Fungi, Ascomycota, Pichiomycetes, Serinales, Debaryomycetaceae. Gene Ontology annotation, biological process: post-translational protein targeting to endoplasmic reticulum membrane.